AUGAUUGUGAAUGGUAUUUUUCACGUUUAUAGUGAUAGGAACUUUGAAACAGCAUUAAAAAACUGUGGAGUUGAAUGUGAAAUCAACCCUAUCUUCAAACAUCUUAAAUUGUCGAGUUUUUCGAUUCCAAAUUCGGAAGAUAUAAUAAAAAUACCAGAAAAUGAAGAAUUUCCGAUAAAGGAUGAUAAGAAAGAAGCCAUCAAACCAAUAUCUCAAGAAGAAUUUGUCGAAAAAUGCCUUCAAGAAAUAUUAAAUCAAAGAAAAUUACAAAUUGAGAAUCACGCGAAUACCACAACAUCAGAAUUUCUUCUUAUUGAAGAUACAGAUGAAUUUAUUCAAGUCAAGAGAGAACUUAAUACUUAUUGUGCGAAAAUCUCACGAGAUGAAGGAAUGGAUCCCCCGUUUCAUAUUUGCGAAUAUACAUCUUGCUUGAAUUCUGCAAUUCCCGGCUUUUCCUAUUGUACAAAUCAUAUUACUUUAGAUCCGAAAUUUGAUACUCUCCCAUUUUUCAAGAGAUGCAGUUCAAAGCUUUCAGAUCAACAAUGCAUUACUCCUUGCUCCGAAAAACAUACAGAAUGCUGUCUUCAUCGUGGAAAAAUUUUGAAAUCUAAUUUUAAUAGUUAG
Molecule: messenger RNA, 624 nt
Organism: Trichomonas vaginalis G3
Lineage: Eukaryota; Parabasalia; Trichomonadida; Trichomonadidae
Product: putative DNA-binding domain family
Exons: 1
Coding region: 1-624 (207 amino acids)
Source: RefSeq, a predicted model, not a curated record